AUGAAGGCCAACUACCAGUUCCAAAACCUGUGCGGUACAGUGUACCGCCAGGGCAACGUCGUCUUCACAGCGGACGGCAAUAGCGUCCUGUCUCCGGUCGGUAACCGUGUCUCCGUCUUCGACCUUGUCAACAACAAGUCGCGCACGCUCCCUUUCGAGAACCGCAAGAACAUUGCGUGCAUCGCUCUGUCUCCCGAUGGCCAGGUUCUGCUGUCUGUCGACCUCGACGGCCGCGCGCAGCUCGUGCACUUCCGCAAGGGUACCGUUCUGCACUGGAUGAACUUCCAGCGUCCGGUCAGCUGCGUCCAGUUCUCGCCUGACGGCAAGUUCUUCGCUGUCGGACUUGGCAACAAGAUCCAAGUCUGGCGAACGCCGUCGCACCUCGCGCGCGAGUUCGCCCCCUUCGUUCUGCACCGCGACUACGUUGGACACCAGGACGACGUGCUCAGCAUUACGUGGAGCAAGACGGGCAAGUACUUCCUUACGACGAGCCGGGACAUGAGCGCGCGCCUGUGGACGCUCGACCCCCUCGAGGGCUUCAAGCCCAAGUCCUUCGGCGGACACCGCGACGCCGUGCUCGGAGCAUGGUUCUCAGCCGACGAGAAGACGAUCUACACUGUCUCGCGUGAUGGGGCUGUCUUCGUGUGGGGCGCCAAGAAGGCUGUCGGCGAAGACAGCGACGAGGAGGAGGAGGACAUUCUCGACCUGCCCUCCACCUCUGCCAGUGCUGCGACGGUGGCCGAGUUCGAGGCGGCGUACACUCGCUGGGGCAUUCGCUCGCGCCACUUCUUCAAUCAGGCCGGCACCAAGGUGGCGUGCGCAACGUUCCACCAGGGCACCUCGCUGCUGAUCGUCGGCUUCUCCUCUGGCGUCUUCGGCCUCUGGGAGAUGCCCGACUUUACGCCCGUGCACACGCUCAGCAUCAGUAACGAGAAGAUCAGCAGUGUGGCUGUGAACCCGUCCGGCGAGUGGCUGGCGUUCGGCGCGGCCAAGCUCGGCCAGCUCCUCGUGUGGGAGUGGCAGUCCGAGUCCUAUGUUCUCAAGCAGCAGGGCCACUAUUUCGACAUGAACACGCUCUCCUUCUCGCCUGACGGGCAGCAUGUGGCCACCGGAGGCGAGGACGGCAAGGUCAAGCUGUGGAAUGCGGCGAGUGGCUUCUGCUUUGUCACGUUUUCGGAGCACAGCGCGUCGGUCAGCAGCGUCCAAUUUGCAAAGAGCGGGAGCGUCCUCUUCUCUGCCUCGCUGGACGGCACCGUGCGCGCCUUUGACAUGGUCCGCUACCGCAACUUCCGCACGUUCACGUCGCCUACGCCGGUGCAGUUCUCGUCCCUGGCCGUCGACCCGAGUGGCGAGGUCGUGUGCGCGGGCAGCAGCGACAGCUUUGCGAUCUACAUGUGGAGCGUGCAGACUGGCAAGCUUUUGGACAUUCUCGAGGGCCACACUGCGCCCGUCAGUGGCCUCUCGUUCUCGCCGAACGGCGACCGCCUCGCCUCGUGCAGCUGGGACCGCACCCUGCGCUUGUGGGGCGUGUAUGGCCGCGAUCGGUCCACGGAGCCGAUCACGCUGAGCGGCGAGGCGACCGACGUCGCCUACAGUCCGGACGGAAAGGAGCUCGUGGCCUCGACGCUGGACGGGCACCUUGCCUUUGUUGACGCUGGGUCGGGCGAGAUCCGCUCCGUGAUCGAGGGAAGGCGGGAUCUGUCGGGCGGCCGCAGGGCAGAGGACAAGAUGAGUGCGGCGAACAACGCGGCGUCAAAGUACUUCACAACAGUGUGCUGGAGCGCGGACGGGCGCUGCGUCCUCGCAGCGGGCAAGAGCAAGUAUGUCCUCCUCUAUGCGGCCGUCGACGGCGUCAUGCUCCGCAAAUUCACCAUCUCGGACAACCUCAGUCUCGACGGCACACAGGAGCUGCUCGACAGCCGCAAGAUGACCGAGGCGGGCAACCUGGACGCGCUCGACGAUGCGGCCGCCGACGCGUCCGACCUCGAGGACAGGCUCGACGAGACGCUCCCCGGCGCCAGCCGCGGCGACCUGUCCAAGAGGAAGUACAGGCGUGCGGUGGGCGCCAACUGUGUCCGCUUCAGUGCGACUGGACGCUCGUGGGCGGCGGCAACGACGGAGGGUCUGCUCGUGUAUUCCCUCGACGAAUCAGCCGCGUUCGACCCCUUCGACCUCGCGCUGGACGUGACGCCCGAGAGCGUGCUGACGUCGCUCGUGGCGGGCGAGCACCUCGUCGCGCUCAUCCUUGCGCUCCGUUUGAACGAGGCGCCGCUGCUCAUGCGCGUCUUCGAGGCCGUGCCGCCCGGCGACGUGCCCCUGCUCGCGCGCCAGCUGCCCCCGGUUCAUCUGCCCCGCUUGCUCCGGUUCCUGGCCCAGCAUGCCGAGCAAGGGCCCCACGUCGAGUUCGACCUCGUGUGGAGCGCCGCGCUCCUGACUGCUCAUGGACGGGAACUGAAGCAGAGGAAGGCAGAGUUCGCCCCCGCCAUGCGCGCGCUGCACAAGGCGCUCAUGGACUUUGAGGGCAGCGUCGCCAAGCUCAGCGACCAGAACAGCUUUGCGCUCCAGUAUGUCAUCGACCAGAACCGGAGGGCGGCCGGGAGCCAGGAGCUCGGCGAGAGGGAGAAUGGGGAUGUCGUUUACUAG
Trichosporon asahii var. asahii CBS 2479 is the source of this 2643-nucleotide messenger RNA. RefSeq lists its product as uncharacterized. Gene Ontology annotation, cellular component: small-subunit processome; Pwp2p-containing subcomplex of 90S preribosome. Gene Ontology annotation, molecular function: protein binding. The coding region runs from base 1 to 2643 and encodes 880 amino acids. Gene Ontology annotation, biological process: ribosomal small subunit assembly; maturation of SSU-rRNA from tricistronic rRNA transcript (SSU-rRNA, 5.8S rRNA, LSU-rRNA). The transcript is spliced from 2 exons. Lineage: Eukaryota; Fungi; Basidiomycota; Tremellomycetes; Trichosporonales; Trichosporonaceae. The record is from RefSeq and is a predicted model, not a curated record.